Photinus pyralis (common eastern firefly) is the source of this 5891-nucleotide messenger RNA. Its product is annotated as sodium channel protein 60E-like. Gene Ontology annotation, cellular component: plasma membrane; voltage-gated sodium channel complex. The record is from RefSeq and is a predicted model, not a curated record. The transcript has 18 exons. Gene Ontology annotation, biological process: sodium ion transmembrane transport; membrane depolarization during action potential; neuronal action potential. Gene Ontology annotation, molecular function: voltage-gated sodium channel activity; protein binding. NCBI's taxonomy places the organism in Eukaryota, Metazoa, Arthropoda, Insecta, Coleoptera, Lampyridae. The coding region runs from base 28 to 4368 and encodes 1446 amino acids.
ACUUCCAUUUUCACCUUAGAAUGUACAAUGAAACUGAUGGCGCUCAGCAAGGACUUUUUUAAGAAUGGAUGGAAUAUUUUCGAUCUAAUUAUAGUAUCCGCAAGUGUCCUAGAUUUAAUUUUCGAGCUUGUCGACGGGCUGUCGGUGCUUCGAGGCUUGCGAUUGUUGCGCGUUCUUAAAUUAGCGCAAUCGUGGAUAACUAUGAAAGUUUUAUUAAGUAUUAUCAUUAGUACAAUCGGUGCUUUAGGAAACCUAACUUUCGUUUUAGUAAUUGUUAUAUACAUAUUUGCUGUGAUAGGAAUGCAACUUUUUUCGAAGGAUUAUACGCCUGAAAAAUUUUAUCCGGAUCCCGUUCCGAGGUGGAACUUUACCGAUUUUUUCCAUUCGUUUAUGAUGAUUUUUCGGAUAUUGUGCGGCGAGUGGAUCGAGCCUCUUUGGGACUGCAUGCGAGCAGAAACGACAGAAGGCCCGGGCACUUGCUUCGCAGUAUUUCUACCAACGCUCGUUAUGGGAAAUUUUAUGGUGCUUAAUUUGUUCUUGGCGUUGCUGCUCAAUAGUUUUAAUUCGGAAGAGCUCAAAAGUCGUAAAGAGGAAGUAGGAGAUGAAUCAAACAUAGCGAAAAGUUUCGAAAGGAUCCAAGCGCUUAUACAACAACGACGUCGGAAACGUGCCUUAGCUCGAGAACUUCGUCAAAACGAAAGUAAUUCACGUUUGGAACAGAUCGUUCGAGAAGUUAUGCAAAGACAGGCCGAAGAGAGAGAAUUUACUAAGGGAAUACACACAAAGGCUUACCAGGAAACUUUAAUUGGUUUUCCUCCGGACAAGAUUUACAAUCGGAGCUAUCAGGAGGCGAUGAAUAGGCCAAUCUCUUUAAUCAGUUACGAUAAAGGGGAAUUUAAAGAAAUUGUGCAGGAAGAGACUGAAGUAAAGAGAUAUUCCACAGUUAUAAAUGGCAGCUCGCAGGAAAAGAGCGGGGAAAUUAAGGGAAGUUCAGGCAACGAGAAGUUGGUGGCUUCAAGUCGUGGAACAACUUACAGUGAAAAUGAGACCGAAGAAACCGUAGAGCUCAAAGAUUUAAACAAGGGUACUUCGGAAGAUACAGAAACUGAAGAAACAACAUUGUAUGCGAAUACAAGCAAAGACAAAGAGGACGAAACACACCGCCCCUGGCAGACACUAGUGUCUUACGUUGACGAAUUAACCGUGGGCGGAAGAAGAAAUUCGAAGGGGCAGUACGUCGACGGUUUGGGAAAAUUUCCCGGAUUCGGUCGGAAUAAGCCUGAUAAAGUGCCACCAGACUGUUUUCCAAAGCAGUGCUACGAUAGAUGUAUUUUUUGGGAAAAAUGCACGAAUUUUAAGUGGUUCAGAAAGUUUAUGAAGCUUCGUUCUGCGAUUUUGUCCGUUGUGGAUACGCCCGCAUUUGAGUGGUUUAUUUUGGUUUUAAUUUUCGCGUCAAGCGUCACGUUAUGUUUUGAAGAUAUAUAUUUGGACGAAAAUCCGAGGCUCAAACACAUACUGUAUUGGACAAAUUUUGCAUUUUGCAUUAUAUUUGUUAUAGAAAUGUUGUUAAAAUGGGUUGCGUUAGGAUUUCACAAAUACUUUACCAGUUUUUGGACAUUAUUGGAUUUUUCUAUAGUUUUUGUAUCGAUGUUUAGCUUAUUAAUAGAAGAAAAUGAAAAUUUGAAAGUGCUUCGCUCAUUACGGACGUUGCGAGCGUUACGACCGCUUCGGGCAAUAAGUCGAUGGCAAGGGAUGCGUAUAGUUGUUAACGCCUUAAUGUACGCAAUACCUAGCAUUUUCAAUGUACUGUUAGUAUGUUUGGUAUUUUGGCUAAUAUUUUCGAUUAUGGGCGUACAAUUUUUUGGAGGAAAAUUUUACAAAUGCGUGGAUGAAGAAGGUGAACUGUUACCAAUUUCUAUUAUAGAAAAUAAGUACGACUGCCAUGCCAAUAAUUUUACCUGGAUCAAUUCCAAAGUGUCGUUUGAUCAUGUGGGAAUAGCCUAUUUGGCACUUUUUCAAGUGGCAACGUUUGAAGGAUGGAUGGAAGUAAUGGCGGAUGCAGUUGACGCUAGAGGCGUGCACCUACAACCUCAAAGGGAAGCCAAUCUUUACGCUUACAUCUACUUUGUCAUAUUCAUAGUGUGCGGCUCUUUUUUCACCUUAAACUUAUUCAUUGGCGUAAUAAUCGACAACUUUAACAUGUUAAAAAAGAAGUACGAAGGAGGGGUUUUGGAAAUGUUUCUAACCGAAAGCCAAAAGCACUACUAUACGGCUAUGAAGAAGUUGGGGAGGAAAAAACCACAGAAGGUUAUCAAAAGACCGUUGAAUCAAUUUCUGGCGAUGUUCUACGAUCUUUCCAACUCGAGAAGAUUCGAAAUUGCUAUCUUCAUUUUAAUUUUUUUGAAUAUGUUAACGAUGGGAAUUGAACAUUACAACCAACCCCACGCAGUAUUUUUUAUUCUAGAAGUUAGUAACGCCUUUUUUACCACAGUUUUUGGAUUAGAAGCGAUAGUGAAAAUGCUCGGUUUACGUUAUCAUUACUUUACGGUCCCAUGGAACGUCUUCGAUUUUUUAUUGGUAUUAGCUUCAAUAUUAGGGAUACUGAUGGAGGAUAUCAUGAUCGAUUUUCCAGUCUCCCCGACCCUCCUCAGAGUUGUGCGCGUGUUUCGUAUAGGUAGAAUACUGCGAUUAAUCAAGGCUGCCAAGGGUAUUAGGAAGUUACUAUUUGCGUUGGUGGUGUCACUGCCGGCCCUAUUCAACAUCGGCGCAUUACUCGCUCUUGUCACAUUCAUCUAUGCUAUAAUUGGCAUGUCAUUGUUCGGACAUGUCCGACAAACCGGAGCUUUGGAUGAUAUGGUCAACUUUCAAACAUUUGGACAUUCGAUGCACUUGUUAUUUCGUUUGAUGACCUCAGCCGGGUGGAAUGACGUACUCGAAUCUUUAAUGAUUGAACCUCCAGAGUGCGACCCGACAUUUAAAGGGCAGGGAAACGGCGACUGCGGUUACCCCUUGUUAUCCAUUACUUACUUUACCAGUUUUAUCAUAAUCAAUUACAUGAUCAUUAUCAACAUGUACAUCGCCAUCAUCUUGGAAAACUUCAACCAAGCGCAUCAAGAGGAAGAAAUCGGUAUUGUUGAAGAUGAUUUAGAAAUGUUUUAUAUCCGAUGGUCAAAAUACGAUCCACACGCUUCGCAGUUCAUUCGGUUUUCUCAACUGUCCGAUUUCAUAGCGUCGCUGGACCCUCCUCUGGGAAUUUCGAAACCAAAUACAGUUGCCUUAGUGAGUUUUAACCUACCAAUAGCGAAAGGAAAUAAGAUACAUUGCUUGGAUAUUUUACACGCGUUGGUGAAGCACGUUCUUGGACACGUGGAAGAAACUGACACUUUCCGUCAGUUACAAGAGCAAAUGGACAUAAAGUUCAAGAAGCAGUUCCCCACAAGAAAACAAUUAGAAAUUGUAUCUUCAACGCGCAUAUGGAAACGCCAAGACAAAGCUGCUAAAAUAAUCCAAAAAACCUAUCGGGAGUAUACCAAAAGAAAAAGAGAACGAGAGCGGGAACUUGAAAGAGACGUUGAAGACGAACAAACUCAGACCUCAUCACCUGGCGGCGGUUGGCAAGGACGACUGUCCGCAUUUUUGCACGUACAUCGAGGGAGUCGCGCAUCUUCUCGCAAAUCCUCUCGGGCCUCGGACGCGAGCGAUCUGAGCGAGUUAGGUGGUCCCUGGUUGAAUUUGCCGCUGCUCUUGCUGUCGAGCGCGGCGCACAUGGCCCCUGAGGAAUUGGACUUGGCGCGCGAGUCCCACGAUGUCAAUAUCAUGGUAAGUGGAGCUACGCCUCAGGGAAAUUCUCCACCAACGCCCUCGUUGCCUGCGCAUCCAAGACGACGUAGCAUUUACAAUUUCUUCUUGCGACAUCAGGACGCCGUAGAAACACCUUACGAUGUAACUUCGCCGCCUAUGUUUAAAAAGUCUUUCAAAACCGGAAGUUUACCGUCACCCAUUAACCCUUCGCAGCAAUCGGACGAGUUCGCCGUGCGAAAGGGUAGUUUAAUUAAACGGAAACCCUCCGAGAAAAAAGGAUCUUUUCGAAAAAAAACGGAAAAUAAACCGGCGAAGGACACAAAUAAAACGGAGCAAGAAACCGACGUUAGCAUCCUCGUCACCGAACCUUCUCCAGACUCUCCCUCUUCUAGACCGACUUUGCAAAGACAGCAAAGCGAAUCUACCGUAGUGCAAGUAUUAGUGCAUAGAGAAAGUGAGGAAUACAAUCACGAGGACGAUGAAAACGAAGAUCAUUUACAAAAUAGUGAAUUAGAACACUUUAUUGUGAACUUGGAACAAGACAGUGAUACUCAAGAAGACAGCUGAUUUUGACUGAAUUUUUAAAGUUGGGGUAAGUCGACACUCCGAAUUUCAUUUACCGACAAAAUAGAAAUUUAUUAAUUCGCUCUAUCUACAAACCGUUGUAAAAAGUACUUAAUAUCUUAAUUUCAAAUCGUAUAAGUAUCUAAUGCAAUACCUACAAGAGUAAAUAUUAAAAUUAUGCUUCCAUUACGUUACUACAACGUGUAGAUUAGGUGUAAAUUAUAAAUGAAUUAUAAUAGGUAGCUAUUUCAAGUUUUGCUAUGUAAGCCAGUCAAUUACAAAGUGCAUAGUCUGAGACAUCAAAACGAGUGUACAAUCAACAGUUAGAAGAUCUUAUUUAAGAAUAGUCGGUACUGUAGCAUAGAUUCCAGAUUCUUAGCUUAAAUUGUUACAUAAUUAUAUGAAAUUAAUGGAUGUCGACAUAUAUUAUAUCAAUAUAAUGCGUGAUACAUAGAGAAAUUCAAAUAGACAUCUCCAUUAAUUUCAAGAAAAAAACUAUUAUUCUGUUUAAAUUGACUUCUUGAUAGUUAUUUUUUACAUUUAAAAGUCAACUUUUCUAUAAAAUGCAGAUAAAAUUAGGAGAAAUAAUUUAAGUAGUAAUCAGUAUAUUGACAAUAUCAAGUUACAAGUUAUAAAGGCCUAAAAACGUAUGUAAUACAUUAAGUUUAUUUUUGUAUAGUAUAGCACAUUAUCAACAAGUUCAUCCAUUCCUUAUUUUGUUAUUUAGGUUGGUACCGUCAGAGCCAUUAUUUAUCCCUAAACGCUUAAAUUCUUGUAGCACAGCUAAAAUAGAUCCUUCGUUUGAUCCUCAAUCGACGUACCAACUCAAACGAACGAACAAUCAUCUGAAUAUAUUUAGUUUCAUAUUUUGGGACGUUUAAAAUAUUUACUCCACCAAACUGAAAAUAAUCGUAGGAGUAAUACAGGGUGUUGAAUUAGUGGUAGUCUAUAAUUUAUGUUACGAUCAUUUGAAUUGGGAACAGUUUUUGACUAGAAAUAGCAAUUACUAAAUAAUUGUGAUAAAAUUUUAUAAAAGCGCAAUUAGAAAAAAUAAUUUUAAAUGUCUCAAGAUUGAAUAGAUACUAAAAUACCUAUUAUUACACGAAUCACAUCUAUUGUUAUUAAUGUUACGAAAAUGUCUAUAUGUUAAGAAAAAGCAAUACAUAGUUUUGUUGGUAUAAAUAGUAAUGGGGCCAGUUAAAAACAAGUUUUGUGAGAUAAGUAGAUUACAUAAUAUUUAGAAUUGCAAAAAAGUUUACUUUGAGGAGUAUACAUUGCUGCAAAGUAUAACUGAAUAGCCUGUGUAAAAUUGCCUCUAUAUGAUUUUUAAUGAUUGUGAUAUUGUAUUAUAAAUUGUUAAUAUAUUGUUACAUUUUACUUAACUCAAGUAUAUAAUGCCAAAAUGAAGCAUUGUAGAUUACGCCAAAAUUGUAUAAGUUGAAUGGUUAGUGAGAAGUUCUGCCUUCAUUAUUGCAUUUUGAAUUUUCUCUGUUCGUAUGGGUUAUGUAGGCUUAGAUUGUAUAUGA